Messenger RNA from Cydia amplana, 808 nucleotides. RefSeq names its product grpE protein homolog, mitochondrial (gene Roe1). Gene Ontology annotation, molecular function: adenyl-nucleotide exchange factor activity; protein-folding chaperone binding; protein homodimerization activity. Gene Ontology annotation, cellular component: PAM complex, Tim23 associated import motor. The record is from RefSeq and is a predicted model, not a curated record. Gene Ontology annotation, biological process: protein import into mitochondrial matrix; protein folding. NCBI's taxonomy places the organism in Eukaryota, Metazoa, Arthropoda, Insecta, Lepidoptera, Tortricidae. Bases 101 to 784 code for a protein of 227 amino acids. The transcript has 7 exons.
CUCGACAGUUCACGUUCUGACAGAUAAGAAUUUUGACAUAACCUCUCAUGCUAGUUUUUGCUAGAAAAAUUAACAGAAAAUUGAACGUUUCGUGUCACAAAUGGCAUCAAUAACAGCUUAUUCGAUGGGCCGACUGGCGAAAUACGUGACAGAGUCGACAUUCCGGAAUUUACGCUCGAAUGUAUACAGGAGUACCACCUGCGGGUACAGCACAGAAGAGAAGGCAAAAGAGGAGAGCAGUGAAAAGCUGCCGACCACCUUAGAAGAAUGCCAUAAGCAGCUGGAAACCCUCACCGGAGAGCUCAACGCUAUUAAGGCACAAGCCAAAGACUAUGAGGAUAAAUACAAGCGCGCGCUCGCGGAAGGCGAAAAUGUCCGUCGGCGUAUGGUCAAACAAGUUGAGGACGCCAAAUCCUUCGCCAUACAGAGCUUCUGCAAGGACCUGCUUGAUGUGGCUGACACAUUGUCAGUGGCAGCAGAGAGCGUGCCAGAGAGUGCACUGGGCGAGGGCGGCGCUGAAGGCGCGGCCGCCGCGUUACGCUCGCUGCACGACGGCGUGCGGCUGACGCGAGCCAUGCUCACACAGGUUUUCACUCGGCACGGACUGGUGGCCGUGUCGCCUUUGAGAGAAAAAUUCGACCCGAACCUCCAUGAGGCACUAUUCCAACAGGAGGUGGAAGGCGCGGAACCUGGCACAGUGGUCGCCGUCUCCAAAGUUGGUUACAAACUGCACGAGCGCUGCGUGCGGCCCGCUCUCGUCGGCGUAGCUAAAGGCUCCUCCUAAUGUAACGAGUAUUCGAACGUGACA